AUGGAAUUACAGCUUAAACUCUGCCUGCAGGUCAUUUUGUGGCUUUGUUAUGAGCAACUUCUGCAGGAUGUGGCUGCAGGCAUCAAUCCCACUUCUCAAAGAACUGGCUCCUCAGUGUUUGAUGCAAACCUGAUGUUUGAGUUCUUGCUGUAUGGUUUAGAGAUGGACCAGGACAACAACAUUGUCAUGCUUGAUAAGGAAAUGGCAUCAAUGAGGGCAGGGCGGGCUUUCCUGGCUCAGAUCAAUGACAACAUUCCCAGAAGUCUGAGCCCCAUGUUGCAGAUGGUGAACACACUCAAGGUUGAGAGGAGGAGGCCACUGACUCAGGCUCAGCUUGACAGUCUUGUCCUGAGCAUGUUGUACUCUGCCCACCAGGCCUGGCACCAGGAGAGAAAAGAGGAACAGGAGGCCUGGGGUGGAGUGCUGCUCCAGCUGGCAAAUGUCACCGUCCAUGACCUACGUGGAAAUUAUCUCUUCAGUUAUGCAUAAUAUAGAUGCCAUUCUGUAUGAAGAUGUGUGCAUUAAAUCAUUUAACUUAAAAUGC
Molecule: messenger RNA, 544 nt
Organism: Scomber scombrus (Atlantic mackerel)
Lineage: Eukaryota; Metazoa; Chordata; Actinopteri; Scombriformes; Scombridae
Product: protein FAM180B
Exons: 3
Coding region: 1-489 (162 amino acids)
Source: RefSeq, a predicted model, not a curated record